CGUGUUGGGGCUGAGGAGUGACGGUCAUCAACACAAUGAAAGACAGAACCGCCAGUCCCCAUGUCUGCACCGUGCGUUUCUUCAUUUCUUCUUUGUCGAAGGAGAAGGGAGAGAACGGAGAGAAGAGGAACGGUUUAUGUAUUUGAAUCACCGCUUGGCUUAUUCGGCAGCGAAAAGCUAUUUUUCAUUUUUCAAUGAAUUAUUUAUCUAACCUAUCGGUGCGUGGGAAAAGGCAACUCUGCCGCUCGAUUCUUCUAGCUUUCCUUCACUCUUCCUCUCACCACGUUGAUGCUGCUGUGCGACCAAAAUGCGCCGCUUCAAAGCUUUCUCCUUACGCGUCAAGUUUAUACUCUCUCUUAGAACCAAUCUUGGAGCAAGACCCACCUCAGCUUUCAUCAUAUGCUCCUCUGUUCCAGUUUCUGACUGGCCAAAACUUCUUGAAAUUAGGACAACAAAUCCAUGCCCACAUGACCCUCCAUGGGAAGGAUCCGAAUGCCUUCGUUGCUGCCAAGAUGGUUGCCAUGUAUGCAAGUUCGGGGGAUCUUGAUUCAGCUGUUCUAGUGUUCAAUAGAGUAAACAACCCAUCUUCUCUGUUGUAUAAUUCAAUUAUUCGAGCUUGUGCAAAAUAUGGGUUUGCUUUGAAAACAAUAGAUUUGGUCUGUCAAAUGCAUUGCAGAGGGCAUAAAGGUGAUAAUUUUACGUUUCCUUUCGUGCUUAAGUCUUGUUCUGAUUUAUCAAGCAUUUGGAUGGGAAAAUGUGUUCAUGCGCAGAGUUUAAGAAUUGGGAUUGAGUUUGAUUUCUAUAUUGCUACUUCAUUGAUUGAUAUGUAUGUUAAAUGCGGUGAGAUAAGGGAUGCCCAUAAGCUGUUCGAUAGAAUGUGUGUGAGAGAUGUUUCCUCUUGGAAUACUUUGGUUGCAGGGUAUAUGAACCAAGGGGAAAUCAGCAUUGCUGAGGAUUUGUUUGCUAGAACUCCAUGUAAGAGUAUUUUUUCCUGGACAGCUAUGAUAUCAGGCUACACCCAAAAUGGGUUAGCAGAGCAGGCAUUGAGAUUGUUUGAUGAGAUGUUGAGGGAAGAUUCAGAGAUGAAACCGAAUUGGGUGACAAUAAUGAGUGUCCUACCUGCAUGUUCACAUUCAGCUGCUCUUGAGCGUGGGAGUCAGAUCCAUGAUUAUGCUAAUAGAAUUGGUUUGGGCUCCAAUGUCUCAGUACAGACUGCAUUAGUGGCAAUGUAUGCUAAAUGUGGUAGCCUUGUUGAUGCUCGUAUCUGUUUUGAUAAGAUAUGUCAAAAGGAAAAAAAUUUGAUUGCUUGGAAUACUAUGAUUACUGCUUAUGCCUCCCAUGGACGUGGGUUGGAGUGUCUAUCCACUUUCGAGGACAUGAUUGGAGCUGGAGUUCGCCCUGAUUCAAUCACAUUCAUAGGAUUGUUAUCUGCUUGUAGUCAUUCCGGUCUACUUGAUGCUGGCUUAAAAUAUUUCAAUUCUAUGAGUACAUUGUACACUGUCAAACCAAGAGUUGAACAUUAUGCUUGUGUUGUGGAUCUUUUAGGUCGUGCCGGGAGAUUAGCAGAAGCCAAAGAACUCAUUGAUCAAAUGCCAAUGCAACCAGGACCAAGCAUUUGGGGUGCACUGUUGGCUGCUUGUCGGAAACACAAGAAUUUGGAGAUUGCACAGAUGGCAGCUAGGGAGCUGUUGAUGUUAGAACCUGAUAACAGUGGUAAUUAUGUUCUGCUUUCAAACAUGUAUGCUGAAGCCAACAUGUGGAAGGAGGUGGAUAAUUUGAGAGGCCUUCUAAAAUGUCAAGGUAUGAAGAAGAGCCCUGGAUGCAGUUGGAUUGAGGUAAAUGGAAAAUCCCACUUGUUCCUUGGUGGAGAUACGUCUCAUCCUCAGGCAAAAGAAAUGUACAAGUUAUUGGAAACAUUACCGGAGAAAAUCAAGGCAGCUGGUUACAUUCCUGAUACUAGUUUUGUGUUGCAUGACAUUAGUGAAGAAGAGAAAGAACACAACCUUGCCACACACAGCGAAAAGCUAGCAAUUGCUUUUGGACUGCUAAACACGAAUGCUGAUGUAGUUCUUCGUGUAACGAAAAAUCUUCGAAUCUGUGGAGACUGUCAUACAGUUACCAAAUUCAUAUCCAAGAUCUACGAACGGGAGAUAGUUGUGAGGGAUGUAAAUCGGUUCCACCAUUUUAAAGAGGGUUAUUGCUCUUGUGGAGACUAUUGCACACUUGCAAUCAAAGAAUCAAACAUAGGCGAUGGUCUAGAACUUGGAUUGCAGGCUAUUGACAACGUUAUUGUCCAAUUGGAAAGCCUUGGCAAGAAUGUUAGUGGCAAUAUCAGGAGUUGCCCCAAACACUGCAUUUGCAAUGGUGAUGACUCCCGGAUUCUGACUGCUGAGAGCUGCAAGUGCAAUAGCAGCACCGUUGCCAACGUUCCUUUGGUAGUGAAUGAGGCCAACAGGGAACACGAAAGCAUCUCCCUUGUUCAACACAUAGGUAAUCUGACAGACCCGUGAAUAUGGACAUAUCAAGAUGAAGUAGCCGUUUGUUCUUAAUACAUGGUUAAUAGUGAUUUAUUUUCAAUGAAUGCAAAGUGCAUUU
Molecule: messenger RNA, 2595 nt
Organism: Rubroshorea leprosula
Lineage: Eukaryota; Viridiplantae; Streptophyta; Magnoliopsida; Malvales; Dipterocarpaceae
Source: the annotation of a GenBank genome assembly